AGACAGCAGCAAUGGGAGGGCCGUACAGGGACCCAUGACACACUCUGGACCUGGCAGCAGCAUGAGGAGGCGGUACAGGGGCCCAUGGCAGAUUACGGGCCUGGCAGCAGCAUGAGGAGUCGGUACGGGGGCCCAUGGCAGAUUACAGGCCUGGCAGCAGCAAUGGGAGGCCGCGUAAUCUGCCAGCACCCUAUGACAAAAAAUGGGAACCCACCAGCAGUGUGAGGAGACCUGAAAGUGGCACAUGGCAGAGUGUGGCGAUGGAGACAGCAGCAAUGGGAGGCCGUACAGGGACCCAUGACACACUCUGGACCUGGCAGCAGCAU
This is a messenger RNA of Staurois parvus, 326 nucleotides long. Lineage: Eukaryota; Metazoa; Chordata; Amphibia; Anura; Ranidae. The record is from the annotation of a GenBank genome assembly.